ACUCGCCUCUGCUCCGGGGCUGGCGGCCGCGGGGGCCAGACCUAGAGUAGGAUGCCUCCCUCGGGCCCUUCAAAUACCCGGGGACGCUCAGAAACGGUGCGCAUGACGCAGAUGCCACGACGGCCCCUUGGGCCCUCGGAUCCGAGUGAGUGACAAGUGCUCCAGAGCCCAGUUGCGGGAGAGUGGCGUGCAGGAGAGUAGCCUCACACAGUUCGGCGGGUCCUGGGCGGAGAGGUGCCCCUCCGGGCUCCGAAGCUACUGCCCUGCGCAGAGGCUUGACAAGCGCCUCUGGCCCCUGGAGCUGCCGCAGGGGAAAGAUGAAAAUCUGGAGCUCUGAGCACGUGUUUGGCCAUCCAUGGGACACUGUCAUCAAAGCUGCUAUGAGAAAAUACCCAAAUCCAAUGAACCCUUGUGUAGUAGGAGUGGAUGUGUUAGACAGGAGCCUUGAUAACCGAGGCAGGUUACAUAGCCAUCGUCUUCUCAGUACUGAGUGGGGACUCCCAGCUCUCGUGAAAGCAGUCUUGGGAACCAAUAGGACUUUGACAUAUAUUAAAGAGCAUUCUGUCGUAGAUCCAGUGGGAAAGAAAAUGGAGUUGUGUUCUACCAAUAUCACACUCACAAAUUUGGUGUCGGUGAAUGAGAGGUUGGUGUACACACCUCAUCCUGACAACCCUGAAAUGACGGUGCUGACACAUGAAGCAGUCAUCACCGUGAAGGGAUUUAGCUUAGGCAGCUACUUGGAAAGCCUAAUGGCAAACACCAUAUCAUCCAAUGCACGGAAGGCUUGGGCUGAAGUUUGUGCCAUCUAUGAAGAAAAGUCUUGCUAAGCAAGUAAAUUAUUGUAGGGAAAAUAUUUAAACUGUUUAUGAGAACACACUCAUAUAUUCAAGAACUCUCAACUACCUUAGAAGCAUCCACAUCACAGUUGAAAUGGCAGUUAAACUAUCAUGUCUGUUCAUGAGAAAUGAGUUUUUAUUUGAACCUGUUUUGACAGCAGUGGGUUACUCUAAAUCUAGUUUUGAAUGCAUUUCAAAAUUUACUAAAAUUUACAUCUUUUUUUAAACUUAAGAUUUUUUUUCAAUUUUUCACUAAAACAGAAUGUGACCUUUCCCUAGUUAGCUCUAGUUAGCCCUCUUCUGAGGGUUAGAUA
Molecule: messenger RNA, 1150 nt
Organism: Phascolarctos cinereus (koala)
Lineage: Eukaryota; Metazoa; Chordata; Mammalia; Diprotodontia; Phascolarctidae
Source: RefSeq, a predicted model, not a curated record